AUGUCCGCACAAAUAUUCAGACAGUCUUUUUUGGCUACUGAGAAAUUUGCCAGUCCAUUUCUCAUGUCGGCAACUCCUAGAAAAUACUCGUUUUCAAUUCCAGAUGAACUGCAAACGCCAUGUGAUCCUAGAAGAUACUCGUUUUCGAUUCCAGAAGAACUACAAAUGCCAUGUGAUCCACCAUCCUACUCUGCUGUCAUUAAGAUGCCAACUACUCCAGCUACGCCAGCGAGGAAGCCUGCGCCGAGCACAGCCAUCCCUUCUCCAGCUAAAGUCGAACGCUUCAAGAGCAGUGGAGGAGCACGUGUUUUGAAACUAUUGCAAUUGCGUGACACUGCGCUUACUGCCCAGGAUAUGGAGCUGGUAGACAGACUCAUGAGACUGGGAGUGCGUCUUGGUAGGCCGGCUGUUGAUCUGUGUUUGUCCUAUUUUCGUACAAAGGGAGUGAGAAUCCCCAGUGCAAGAGCCAGAGCUGUGAAUAGGUUAUCCGCCCGAGACGUUGCAUAUCUCGAUGCUGCAUACGCUGGUUGA
Molecule: messenger RNA, 531 nt
Organism: Kuraishia capsulata CBS 1993
Lineage: Eukaryota; Fungi; Ascomycota; Pichiomycetes; Pichiales; Pichiaceae
Exons: 1
Coding region: 1-531 (176 amino acids)
Source: RefSeq, a predicted model, not a curated record